Messenger RNA from Zychaea mexicana, 417 nucleotides. RefSeq lists its product as uncharacterized. Gene Ontology annotation, molecular function: tubulin binding. The annotation marks the transcript as partial. Gene Ontology annotation, biological process: dynein-driven meiotic oscillatory nuclear movement; establishment of mitochondrion localization; microtubule cytoskeleton organization. Lineage: Eukaryota; Fungi; Mucoromycota; Mucoromycetes; Mucorales; Lichtheimiaceae. Gene Ontology annotation, cellular component: mitochondrion; cell cortex. The transcript is spliced from 2 exons. The record is from RefSeq and is a predicted model, not a curated record.
AAUGCUGAUCGUCGAAACACGGAUAUCGAAUUUGCAACCGAAAUUGGUCAGGGAUUAUUGUUGGAAGUGCGGAAGAUGCAGGCGCUACUGCAAGAAAAGGACGAGCAGUUGAAUCAGCUCGAAAUCCAAAAGGCUGACUUGGAACGUGCUGCAGAAGCCAUGGCUAAACAGUUGCGACAACGGGAAGAGGUUGAAGAACGACUCAAGGAAGACACGUGGAAUUUGGAGUUAGCAAAGCAAGAGCUCACGAUCAGUGUGACCGAAAUGCAACAAACAUUACAAAAGUCCAACACCGAGCAAAAUCGAUUGGUCAAGCAAAUGAACGAUCUUCGAACAGAAAUCGAAAAGCUUCGCGCGAGUGAGGAAAAGCUGCAGUCGGUGGUCGAGAAUAUGAAGCAACGGCAUGAGCAAGAUAUG